CUUAAUUUAUAUCGUACAGAUGUGUCGAUUAAAAAUGCUCUCUCUUAUGGCUAUAUUAUUGAAUGGUAAUGGUGAACGUUGAUAAGGGAAAGGAGAAAGGGAAUUUGGAAAAAGUAGGCGUGGAAACAAGAACGCUGUGUUGUAUUAUUUACUUUUUAUUUUAGGCGUGGUGUUGAUUUAAGCACGUUUGUGAAUUGCUAUAAAGUUCAAGAGUUGUUGGAAUUCUAGCUGCAUUGUAAUUUUGUUUCACUAUUUAUUUACGUUUUAGGUGUUGGCGUAUUUGCCUAAUAUAUAACCUGUCAAAUUAUUUUCAUUAAACACGACAGUGCUAUCAGAUUUGUAAUUUCAUUGUUUGUGAAGGAAUACGUGUGUUUGCUAAUGAUUAUGGACUAUUAAUUUAUUUUUAAAAUAUUCAAGAUUGUUGUUUGAUAUCAGCUCGGCAAUGGAUACGGAAAGAAAAUACAAUAUUAAAAGCCCUGCUGUGAAGAGGUUGAUGAGAGAGGCUUGUGAACUUAAAGAUGCAACUGGCGAGUAUUGGGCUUGCCCAUUAGAAGACAAUUUGUUCGAAUGGCACUUCACUGUGCGGGGGCCUCCAGACACAGAUUUUUCUGGUGGAGUAUAUCACGGCAGGAUUCUCCUUCCCACUGAGUAUCCCAUGAAACCGCCAAAUAUAAUACUUUUGACGCCAAAUGGUAGGUUUGAGACAAACAAGAAAAUAUGCCUGAGUAUCUCGGAUCACCACCCUGAAACGUGGCAACCAUCAUGGUCAAUUCGUACAGCUUUACUUGCCCUCAUUGCCUUCAUGCCGACCCCAGGGACGGGGACCAUAGGUUCUCUCGACUACACCCCAGAGGAACGAAGGACUCUCGCUCGCAGGUCUGUAACGUGGGAGUGUCCAACCUGUGGGAAAAUUUUGCAUCACCUCUCGACAUCAUCGUCGGAGCCUCCAACAAAAGAAGAAGCUGCCUUGAUAAGCCAGAUAUCUUUAAAGGGAGAGACAACCAGGCCAGAGCCGGCAGAUCAGGAAAGAAAUACCUCGGAACAGAGCUUUGCUACUGCAGCCAGUUCGGCGGACGGGGAUGAUGGCAUGAGGCAAAGAAUGCCCACUGCCCCCGUCAGAGAAUUGAGCGUGCGAGCGGAAGACAACGCGCCACCUCAGCUCGUCCAGAUGAACAGUCGCUCGGAGAGCUACAAGAAUUUGCUCAUGUGGUUUUUGAUAGGCGCCAUCAGCUUGCUGGUGUACCGCCGGUUGUUCCUUGUUUAAUCAAGUGUCCCUGACCAAACAGAUUGCAUAGAUUCACGGGGAGUGAUUUCUGUUGGUCAAACACUCGUUGCGACGCUGUUAAACUGUCCACACAUAUCUAUAUAUAUAUAGUGUAUUUGAAUGUUAUUAUGAAUGUAUAUACAUAGCAACUAUUGUUUUAUAUGAAUAUUAUUGAACCAUUGUAUAUAAGUAUUUAAUACUAUACAACUGAGUUGUGUUAUAUAAAUUAGCUAUGUAGCAAGAAACUUGACAAGUUAAUUUUGAAGGUAUAAUCUGAAAGACCAAAGAUAAAUAAUGUGUUCACUGCUAAAUUAACUACAUCUUACUUGGAAUAGUUAUUGAUUCAGUCAAAGCUUUGUUUUACUGUCUUGCCUCGUUCAUCUUUUUUUUCCCCUGUACGUUAGAUAACUCUUUUAAGAAGGGAGGAAAUUGAAUUAUUCUUCAAGAAUCAUAUUAAUCAAGUUUUGAUUGGUCAGACCAGUCUUCUCCCACCUAGGUAAUGCGGUGAGAUUCUUCUAAAUCUAACCCAGGUGUUACUAACAUGGGAAAAUUGAUGUGUUGUUAUAAGCCAGUGGGUUUUCUCUGGGGUAUCUCUGUUUUGUGAUCCAAUCAUUCCAUCAAUGAUCCAUUCUCAUAUCUUCACACCUCACUUGUCUCUCAUGAUCUUGAUGUCGGUGAGAUGUUAAGCCCGUUCAUUUAGUUUCCAGAACAAAUUUUAUUGAUGCAACACUCUUUAAGUUUGCAAUUACUAAUAUUAGAGUAUAGGCAUGUGUGUACUAGUUGAUGGUGGGGUACGGUAAGUAUAGUUUUGGUUUUACCACUUAAUACCAUGUUUUAUCGCAUAAUCGUAACACUUGCAUGAUUGUCGCAUAAACAUUGCAUGAUUUUUUGGUCCCACUGUUAGAUUCCAAGUGCUAUGUGUAGGCAGUAAACAUGGCUGGCUAAAGUACCGUGACAUAGCAAUUGGUUUUCAAGUUGCAGUUUGUUAUUUAUAAUGGGAAAAUAUAGUAAUCACAAUUCUUGAUUAAGAAAGUACGGUUUCCCGUCCAACAUGGUCAGAUGUAAGAUACACGUUAUUUUUCCCCAUGUAGGAUGUUGUCCAUAAACUUCUCCAUGUAAAAUGAUGUAUUUUAAAGUUUAAAUCUAACAUACGUUCGUAUAUUACCGCUUUCUUAUUUAAUUAACAGAAAUACUAAGUUGUCUGAUGUGUAUAUUUCUUUUAAAGACAUUUUCAAACAUUAUAACCUUUAUCUGUUCAUCUUUGUCGCUGCUGUGUACUGCUUAUAAAAAUGUAGCCAGUGCUAGUUGGCAUAAUUUAUGUUUGGUUACGUUGAUCGAAAAUCAAUAUUGUUAGCACGCGAUUGCUUGCAACGUGCGUGCUCGGUCUCUUACAUAAUAAACUACAUCUGAUAGCUCGCACUCUUUCGUAGUGAGUGUGUACUACGAUGUUGUUAUGUGUUAGUUCCUGCUCACGUUUGGGUCACAGUUUUCAUUUUUAUAUUUAAAGUUGGACGAAAUAUGUUUUUGUUGCAUAACCUAAUAAUUUUAAUAGUUUUCCGUGCUUUUGUAUACUCUACUUUUAAAUAACCAUACUUUCCAUGAAUAGGUUUUGUUUUUUUGAAUAACAUUACUUUAACAAAAAUGCUUUUCUUUUUUUUUUGCAUUUUUCAGACUUUAUUUUAAUAUAAAAUGUGUGUAGAUUAUAGGGUUACCAACUAUUUCAUCCUGACCAUAAAGGACACUGAACCCCACCUAAUAGAGUGGGGGGUCCGGGGACCCUCCCCCGGACAAAUUUGAAUUUCUAGAUGCAAAUUGGUGCUAUUUUAGCAGUUUUUGUACCUGAAAAUAAAUUAUGCUCCUGGUUGAAAUAUUAAAAUUUUUUGUAUUGGCCUAAUAAUUUUUUUGAGUGAUGAAUUUAAUACUUAAAGAUAAUUUUAGUUAACUAAGUAUAAAAAUUCCAGACAACUCAUAUGUGAUUGAACAUUGGUAAACUAACUUCAACUCUCUCCAAUGCAAAAUGUGAUCAGGAAAAAAGUGGGGGAUGGGGAGGUUGCCAAAGCCACUUAGCCCUUCCCCCGCCCCCCUUAGAUUAGAACCACCACUAGGGACACCAUAACAAGCAACUUAAAAAAAUAUAUUUUAUCAUUUUUCAUUUCACCAAACAAACCCAACUUUAAAUUAAAUGUCAUCUCGGGUAUAAAGUACACAACAUGCAAGACACAAAAAACAAUGUUUCACAAAAAAACUUAACUUGGCAACAAAUGUUUUACACAACUAUUUACAUUGACAAGGGGCUUCUCCGCUACUUGCAUGUAGCAAACUCAUAUUUUUCUACUUUUUUUGCUUGAAGGAGUAUUGCUUGGUCAUUUUUAAUUUUUUCAAAAUAUUCCUGACAGCUGUAAUUGUAAUUAAGUGUGACAAGAAAUUCUGAUUUAAUCAGUUUCAAGGAACACCUGUUUCUGUCAUCGCACCAUUUUUUUUUUUUCAUAAUUGAAAAAACACUUUCAACAAAUGAGUUUGAGCCAGGUAUGCUCAACACAAAAGAAAUUAGUGUGUACUUGUUGGGGAUUUCAAUGAUGGAAAUUUUUUAUAAAAAUAUAUAACCAUUUCUUCUCUACACUAUCAAAUGACAGACUAGAAAUUUCUUUCAGAGUUUCUUUACAUUGCAAAAUUCUUCAUAAAAAUCAUUCGUAUUAAAAUUUUCGAAGCACACAAAAGAUUUCAAGGAACUGACUACUUCUUCAAACAUUGAAAACUCUAGUUGGUUAUGCAUUAGAUUCACAACACGUAGUUGUUUCAAAAAAUAUUUCCAUCAAUGACUUGUCCAAAUUUGAAAGGCUGGCAUGGUAAAAGUAAGAAGAUUGUCAAUAACUAUUGUUUGUUCGUGGGGCAGAAGAUUGUUAAGCGAUGAUUUUGCCUCUGUACCCACAAAUUUUUCAUUAAUUCUGUUAACAAGUUUUUCUCUGAGGUCAACCAUAACAUCGAAAGUUUUAGUGACAGCUAAUUUACUUUCUUCUAAUUUAAGUACUGCUGCAUGAAAUAUUUUUGAAACAUUACAGAAGAAGGCUAAAUAAUCUUUAGGUUUAUCUUCCCUUGUGCUGUCGUCAUUAUGAAAAAAACUGUUUCAAAUAAUAUGGACAGUCCGUUAAACUCUUAAAAUAACUAGAUACUGCAUCAAAGUUCUGCCAAAGUCUGUCGACAGCUUUUCCUAACAAAAGCCAUCUUGUUGGAACAUGCCGUAAUAAUUCACUGUAUUCAAUUUCCACAAAAUCAAAAAAUGAUAUAACAUAAGCUCUGCCCUUCUCUUAGCAGAACAUGAGAAAUGACCAUAAGUUUUACAUUUUCUACAUCAAUAGCAAGAACUUCACUAGCAUGUUUACAACAAUUAUGAAUCACAUGGGCAUUGCAGUUCGCUUUAGCUAUCGUACUUUUUUUCAGUUUGCAAAAGUUUAUAUACACUUUUAUUUUUUCCAAAAUUCACAUUAGCAUUAUCUGCAGAGUAUGACACCAUUUUGUUGGGCGAGAGCUCAAAUCGCUGAAUAAAAUCCUUUAGAUUUUUGUGUAUUUUGGCUGCAGACUCGUCAGAAUCUUUUAUGAAAUCCAAAACCUAAAAAAAGCAAAAUGAGUUGUGAGUGAAGAAUGUUUUACGGCUUUUCAACAAGAAUCUUUAGAGAUCUUAAGAGCCGAUGUGGAUAUGGAGCUGGAAUAAAGGGUGGAGGAAACGGGAGUACCCAGAGAAAACCCACCCAACGGCAUCUUACAGGCAUGAUUCUCACUUGCAAAAAUCCGGAGAUCCAGACGCCGCGACCCCUUAAAUGAGUUAAUGAAGGCUAGGACUGCAUAAACUGUAGAUUGAUAAAAUUAAUAUUAACUGUAAAUUGCUUACCUUCCACUGAAUUCCCUCGCAGGCAUCAAAAUAACGUACACAAACCGGAAACAUUUUUCUAUUUCCUUUGUUCGAUGCAUCUGUUCACACUUUUCCGGAGAUUUCAGAAUUUUUAUGAAAUCAUCUACAUUUUUAGGAGCCAUAACAUUCAUGACAAAUGAUUCGGCUUUUAUUCUUCCACACAAUAAUUUCCGCGCUAUUUCUGAAUCACUGCCAAAAACAUGUCGUAUCAAUUUUGUAUUACAAUCAAAACUGUUAUAACUUAAACCAUGCUUCGUAUUGUGAUAACAUAGAGCCAGUUCAAAUGCUACAAAAGAAUUUUGAUCGCUAGUGCCUUGUUUUACGAAAUAACUGUUUAUCUUAGUUUUUUCACUCGCAUUUGCUUGUUGAACCGUGUUUCUAUGUAACAAUGUUGAAGCAUGCUGUUUUACAUCGUUUUCGCCGCCGUGUGCUAUUGAAAACUCUCUUUUGCAAAUUACACAUUUGGCUUUGUAACUAUUAUCACUACAUGUUACCCACUUAUAGUUAUGUUCCCAUUGAAGUAAAUAAACGCACAGCUGUUUCUUUUUUCGCGGUAACAGGUAGUGCGGCGCAGGUGGGAAAAUACUUUUUCAAUUUUAUGCAGGUGUGUGAAUUGAACUUUAAACAAGAUACGGGAAAUAUCACAUCUCGUCCUGCCUACGUACGGGAUAAUUCUUUUAGUCACAGAAUACGGGAAAUCCGGUACAAUACGGGACGGUUGGCAACCCUAGUAGAUUAUGCAAUUAAACACUUUAUUUAUUGUGUUGUAUAAUUAGUUAUUUCGCCAAUGACAUUCUGUGUGUUUUUUUGGUAAGUUUAAUGAACAUUGUAUUAUAAGGAAGCCUGUGACUGAGUAGAAGAAAUACAAAUUCUGUACCUGUUUUUGUCACUUUGUUCACAGUUUGUUUUGAAUAGAAAUGUGUUACCGAUCUUGCCAAAAAAAUUUCUUUACUAAACAUAAAAACAUCUACUUUAAAAACCUUAUUUUGGCCGUUUUUUGUUACACUCAUUUUUUGGAAUGAUGAAUCAUAAAGUCCAUAUUGCACAAGUUUAUAUUGUGUGGCACCUGGCAAUUAGUUUUUGUUUCUUUGCAUCUUUAUUUUCCUAUAUGCAUACUUAGUUCAUGCUAAUUUUAAAACAUCUAACAUAAGAUAAUUAUUUUUUCAAAUAAAUUGAAAAUUUUUUGGGUUUUCUUAAGAAGAUUUCAUAACUAAAUGGUGUUUAUGAUUUGGCAUGUAUGUGCAGUAGGCAAUUGUGAAGACCAAAAUGAAGUUACUGUAAUACAUAAUAGUGUGAGUGAAACUAGUAAUUUAGCAUUGUUUUGAUUAGAUUAUGAUUAACUGUAGCCAAUGAUCAAUAUCAAUUACUGAUUAAUCGUAACCAGCCAUUAUUUAAACAGUUACUAGUUCAGAUUACCUGUUUAAUAAAAAUACAGGAAGACCACCCCAUGCCAUUAUGAAGAGUGUUCCUGCAAGGUCAGUCCUAGUUGUAAGUGAAGUAUGCGGCUGCCACUGUCUCAGGCUUUAUAGAUGCAUCAAAAUGGAAUUUCUAAUAAAAAAAAGGGGAAGUUUUUAUUUGGAAAUUAUUUCUUUAUUAAUAAAAUACAUUUGCUGUUGUACUUAUAUUCUAAAGAGGAGGAAAGGUGUUGCUAGGUACCUUAUUUGUAAUGGCCAGUAAUAAAUUUUGUGGAGUUUUAUUUGCUUGUGUAUUAUAUAAUGAGUUGUAGCUGUUGAUAUGGUUAUGUUUUCCCUUGUAAACCCACUCCUGUGCCGUCCUUCCGAAGUCUGUUUGUGUUUGCGCUCGUCUUGCUGGCGAUGCUCUUGCUUCUCUGUAACAGUUUUACACAAUGCAUUUUUUUUUGAGAGAGUAGUUGGUGGAAGCAUGUUUAUAUUGCCUGAUGUUCCAGAAAAAGGAACUGAAAUGUUAUCACAGGAUCCCCACAGCAACUAUCAGGAAUUCCAAUGGAAAGAUUGAAUAUCCCCCAAACCUCCUGAUGUUAAAUGAAAAUUAUUUGUUGCAGUACACUUGUCUGAGUACACAUGCUUUAUGUAUAUUUAGUUUUUAAUUUUUGUUAUUAAUUUUUUUUUAAUUCCGUGGGUUCCGUUAAAUUGAAAUGAGUUGGGGUUGCUCAUCUUCUGUUAGGAAUGGUUUCUAUUUCACCCCUUAAUUGCACCUUUUUAUUAUGUUUACCAAAACCUUAUUGCCUUGAAUAAUAUUUCCAAUAAGUAUUGUUCCCCUUGCUGACCAACUUCACCAUACUUUUAAAUUCAUCACCAUACUCAAAUAUACCGUUGUGAACUACAAAGUAAAGUAGCCAAGUGACUCUCAUUCCUGUUCUAAUUCCAGUCUGGACCAUCCCAAUUUAGGUUUUACAUUAUUUUCUGAAAUCACUCCAUGCCAACGCUGGGAUAAUUCCUGACCAAAUUUAAUGGCCAAAUGAUUUUCUGAUUUCCUUCAUUUGUAUAGUCUUCCCAUCUAUAAUGACCAUUUUGUUGGCUAAACAUAGUCAUAAAAAUACAUUUUUAUUAUCCUAUGUACAUAACACCCCAAAUUUUAAGCAUUGAUCUGUAGCAUCACAUUUUAAAUGCCUUAAUUAUUUUUUUAAUUACUUAUGCUUCAGUUAUUUUAGAGACAAUAGAAAAACAUUAAUCACAUUUUAUAAGGUAGCAAGUCAUGUCAAAAAUCAUUUGUAGUAUUAGCUGUAUCAAAUACAAAUCAAAUACAUAGUUAUGUUGUUAUUUUUGAAGUUAUGGAACAGUACAGAUAGACUACACUUUUCCAUUACAUUAUAUCAUGUGAUAAAACUACACUAGCCCAAAAUGGGUUGUAACCGUAAAGGGUACUGUAAUUGCGUCCCUCUUCCCUUUAAACAUUAGUUUUUACCCAUUGUUUUUGCCAAAUUACUUUGUGCAAGCCACCGUGUUGAUUUGGGUUAUUUUGACAGCAGGGUGGCGAACUGUUCCAAAUUGCAGUGUAGCUAUUUCUGUCACAAAUAAAUAAAAAUAUCUGUAUGUAACUUGCAGUAAUUUUUGAAGACUAAAACCAACAGGAAAUGCAUGAAGGCUUUAGAACAAGUGUUUUUCUCUGGAACUGCUCUGCUAGGAAUGGAAUGAUAAAAAUGCAUUUUUCUUGUCCAUCCUGCUAAUGCUGUGUAAAUUUUCUCCUGUACUGUAUUUGUAACAGUUUGUACUUAUGUAUAUAUGAAUAUUCUUAAUUUUUUGAAAACAUAAUUUACUAAAAAUGAAAGUUUCUGUGGUAAAUUAAGUAUUCAUCAUAAGGAGAUGGGUUAAUUAGAGGUGAACAUACCUUAUGUUGUAUACAGUUUUGACCGGGUCUGUUAUAUGGAUGUUUUCUUUGUAUGAGUUUUACUGUGGAACUUUAAAUAAACUAAGAACAAACAAUUUUGAAGGUUGUUAUAGUACAAUAACAGCCUGUUGUUAUGCUGCAUACUUUACUCUGAUUUGUGGGUUGCUUAAUAAACAUUAGCAUUUUCUGAGUAGUAGGAUGAUUAGUUACCCUUGCUACAUGUUUGACUAUAGUCGUGUAUGAGAAUGUUUUGCAUAUGUCUGUCAUACUUCAAUUUUUUUUUAAAAAAGGAAUGUGUACUGUGUUAAAGUGGUUACAUGCUUGUCUGUUUGCAGUUUUGAAGACAUUAAUAUUUUUUAAAAAUGUGUUUCUAAAGUCAAUAAUAUAGUAGAUAUUAAUUAAUUUUUCUUUGAUGAUGAUUAAAUUCAUUGGUGUAAGUUUUAA
Messenger RNA from Bacillus rossius redtenbacheri, 8921 nucleotides. RefSeq names its product ubiquitin-conjugating enzyme E2 J1-like. NCBI's taxonomy places the organism in Eukaryota, Metazoa, Arthropoda, Insecta, Phasmatodea, Bacillidae. Bases 443 to 1264 code for a protein of 273 amino acids. The record is from RefSeq and is a predicted model, not a curated record. The transcript is spliced from 5 exons.